AUGGUUGUGUCAGAGGAAACUCAGCCCACAAUGGAAGGUGAUGGAUCUACAAGUAAAAAAGCUGCCAAGAAGGCAGCAAAAGCAGCUGAGAAACAACAGAAGAAAGCCGAACACAAGGCUACAUCAGCACAGUCGCAAAACGACGCAAGCGAACCUGACAUCUCGGAAGGACGGUACGGGAUGCGUAAACUAAUCCAGUCAUCAGGAGAGCACCGUGAACGUAUCUACACUGAUGUAAAGGACUUAAGUGUUAGUUUAGAUGGAAAGGAUGUUUGGGUUAGAGCCAGGCUUCAAACUUCCCGUGCCAAAGGCAAGCAGUGCUUCGCCGUACUAAGACAGAGUUCCAGCACGGUCCAACUGCUGAUCAACGUCAGCGAAGAGCGCGGCGUAAGCAAGCAGAUGGUCAAGUUUGCUGGCAACAUCACAAAAGAGUCAAUAGUGGACGUCCGGGGAACAGUUAUUAAGACCAGCUCUCCAGUAGAGUCAUGCACAAUUCACGAGGUGGAAUUAUUGGGUGUCGAAUUGUGGCUUGUGUCUGCUGCCAAACCUCAGCUGCCUCUACAGAUCGAAGACGCCUCCAGGCCGGAGAAGAAUGAUGACCCGGAAGCCCUAAAGAUCCGCGUGAACCAAGACACGAGACUGGACAACCGUGUACUGGAUCUGCGUACUCCAGCCAACCAGGCCAUCUUCCGCAUUGAGGCCGGCGUCUGCAGACUCUUCCGUGAUAUUCUCACAAAGAAGGGAUUCGUGGAGAUUCACACACCUAAGAUAAUAUCAGCGGCGUCGGAGGGUGGCGCGAAUGUCUUCACUGUAUCCUACUUCAAGUCCUCGGCUUACCUCGCACAGAGUCCGCAGCUUUACAAGCAGAUGGCCAUAGCGGCGGACUUUGAUAAGGUAUUUACAGUUGGGGCAGUGUUCAGGGCGGAGGACUCGAACACGCACCGCCACUUGACGGAGUUCGUGGGUCUGGAUCUGGAGAUGGCCUUUAAGAACCACUACCACGAGGUGCUGGACACCAUUGGCUCCACCUUCACGGAGAUGUUCCGUGGCCUGCAAGAACAAUUCGCGUCAGAAAUUGCGACAGUGGGCCAGCAGUUCAGGGUGGAGCCCUUCAAAUUCCUGGACCCGCCGCUGAGGCUCGAGUUCCCGCAGGCGAUACAGAUGCUCAAGGAAGCUGGCGUAACCCUGGGAGAGGAGGACGAUCUCUCAACUCCAGACGAGAAGCUCCUGGGCAGAUUGGUGAAGGCGAAAUACGACACGGACUUCUACAUCCUGGACAAGUACCCUCUGGCCGUGCGUCCAUUCUACACGAUGCCCGACCCCAACAACCCCAAAGCGUCAAAUUCGUACGACAUGUUCAUGCGCGGCGAGGAGAUCCUGAGCGGCGCGCAACGUAUCCACGACCCCGAGUUCCUCACGCAGCGCGCGCAGCACCACGCCGUCGAUAUAAGUAAAAUUGCUGCGUACAUCGAAUCGUUCAGACUGGGAUGUCCGCCUCAUGCUGGCGGUGGUAUAGGUCUCGAACGAGUGGUCAUGCUGUACCUAGGUCUGGACAACAUCCGCAAGACGUCGAUGUUCCCGCGCGAUCCGAAACGCGUCACUCCUUGA
Messenger RNA from Parnassius mnemosyne (clouded apollo), 1608 nucleotides. NCBI's taxonomy places the organism in Eukaryota, Metazoa, Arthropoda, Insecta, Lepidoptera, Papilionidae. The record is from the annotation of a GenBank genome assembly.